Messenger RNA from Penicillium brasilianum, 1743 nucleotides. NCBI's taxonomy places the organism in Eukaryota, Fungi, Ascomycota, Eurotiomycetes, Eurotiales, Aspergillaceae. The record is from the annotation of a GenBank genome assembly.
AUGAAGACGUUUGAGGCUGAGGUCACCUAUAAACCAUUGAGCCCCCCCAAAGUAGGGCUGGGCUACCAAGGGUUUGAUCCACGCGUCGAAGUACUGCCUAAGGGAUGGUCAAAAGAUGGGAAAAAGCCCUUGACGUGUGACAUUCUGGUUGAGCAUGAUGUUGGAUACAAGGUGCGGGAUGGAGUCACCCUGUAUGCCGAUAUUCUUCGUCCUCCCACCGGAAAAGUCCCGGCUCUCGUUUGUUGGAGUCCCUUUGGAAAAAAGUUCAACGGCCUCGAUGCCUUGAAACUGAUGGCUCCAUUCAACCUCGGCCUUUCUGACGACGCAUUGAGCGGUUUGGAGAAAUUCGAGGGCCCGGAUCCAGCAUUUUGGGUGGAAAAGGGAUACGCCAUCGUCAACGUCGACAACAGAGGAAGUUUUGACUCCGAGGGCUCCUGCGCUGUUCUAGGAAGUCAAGAAGGAGAAGAUGGUCAUGAUGUUAUUGAACGUAUCGCAAAAGAGCCGUGGUGCUCAGGAAGCGUCGGAAUGGCAGGAAACUCGCAUCUUGCCCAAAGCCAGUGGUUUAUUGCAGCGCAGAGGCCCCCAUCGCUUAAAGCCAUUGCUCCAUGGGAAGGCUGCGCAGAUAUGUUCCGCGAAACCUUUGUUCGUGGUGGCAUCUAUUGUGCCGACCUCUUCGAUGAGCUCAUCUCCAAAUAUGUCAUUCACGGUCGCGAAAUCGAGAGCAUCCGAGCCAUGUUUGACAAGUAUCCCUUGGCAAAUGAUUACUGGAAUGACAAGCGCGCUGAUAUCGGCAAUAUCAACAUUCCAACAUAUAUCACCGGCACGUGGUCGAACACUAUGCAUGGCAUGGGCGCAAUCCGAGGGUGGCUACAGGUUGAUACCUCUGAGAAGUGGCUCAGAUUCCAUCCUUACCAAGAAUGGUAUGACCUAUGGGGAGUCCCUGAAUCCAAUCAGGAGCUUCUCAAGUUCUUCGAUCGGUAUCUGAAGGGGAUCGAAAAUGGAUGGGAGAGUACACCUCGGGUACGCAUGGCACUGCUGAAAUUUGGCCAGACACCAUCAGUGGCAGGCGUAGUGGAGGAGGAUUUCCCUAUCCCGAACACAAACUAUACCAAGGCUUACCUCAGUCCGAAUGAAAAAUUGACUUUCGACAAGCCCACAAGCGGCUCGGCUUUGUCCUACUCCGCUACCUCCCAAACGGAUUUCUUGAAGUUCACGCACACGUUCGAUAAAGCCACACGGAUCUUGGGCAUACCGAAGGCAGUCUUGUACAUGUCCUGCAAUGAGCACGACGAUAUGGACAUCUUUGUCAUUAUUCGCAAGUUAUCGGCAGCAGGCGAGCCUAUGUUAUGCUUAAACGUACCAUGGGAAGGACUGCCAGUGAAGACAUUCGACGAGAUUCCAGAGAAGCUGAGGACCGAGGUCAUCUUAUACAAAGGACCGACCGGCAUUCUACGGGCCUCCCAACGUGCAAUUGACCAUGGCCAGUCAAUGCACGCAAACUGGCCUUUCCACCCGCACGACAGGGAGGAGCGAAUUCCACCUGGAAAAGUUGUCAAAGUUGAGAUUGGAAUUUGGGCAACAGGCAUUGAGUUUGAAGCUGGAGAAGGCGUGCAGUUUGAAAUAGCCGGGCACUUCCGCGGCGUCUCGAACUUCGGAAAACCGGAGCAUGUUAAGAAUCAAGGCCGGCAUAAUGUGCAUAUUGGAGGUGAUUAUGACAGCCAUGUGAUUCUUCCCUUUUCUUAG